UUCUGCUGGGGUCAGGAGGACAGUGAACGUAGCGGACCCUACCCGACCACCCCUGUAUGAUUGGAGUGUAGCGGAAAGAAAAAACAAGAACUUUUUCCUCUCUCGCCUCAAAGAGUCUACAUGUCUAGUAUCUAGACAUGUUCAGCUUUGUGGAUUUGCGGCUGGCGCUGCUGCUGAGCGCAGCGGCGCUCCUGGUCAGAGCGCAGGGCGAGGAUGACCGUGCGGGCGGCAGCUGCACGCUGGACGGCCAGGUGUUUCAGGACCGUGACGUGUGGAAGCCCGAGCCCUGUCAGAUCUGCGUGUGCGACAGCGGCACCGUCAUGUGCGACGAGGUGAUCUGCGACGAGCUCAUCGACUGUCCCAACCCCGUCAUCCCCGAGAACGAGUGCUGCCCCAUCUGCCCCGAUGACGGUCUGCAGGAGCCUCAGGGACCCAAGGGACCCCGAGGACCCAAGGGUGACAGGGGUCUGCCCGGUCCCGCUGGCAACGACGGCAUCCCCGGAGAGCCCGGCCUGCCCGGACCUCCCGGCCCUCCCGGACCCCCCGGCCUCGGUGGAAACUUCUCCCCUCAGAUGUCUGGCGGCUACGAUGAGAAAUCCCCUGCCAUGCCUGUUCCCGGACCUAUGGGCCCCAUGGGACCCCGUGGACCCCCUGGAUCUCCUGGUGCUAGCGGACCUCAGGGAUUCACUGGACCCCCUGGUGAGCCUGGCGAGGCUGGAGCUGCUGGUCCCAUGGGCCCCCGUGGAGCCGCCGGCCCCCCUGGAAAGAACGGAGAGGAUGGUGAGUCUGGAAAGCCCGGUCGCCCUGGUGAGCGUGGACCAUCUGGCCCUCAGGGAGCUCGUGGUUUCCCAGGAACCCCUGGUCUGCCCGGAAUCAAGGGACACAGAGGAUUCAGCGGUAUGGAUGGAGCCAAGGGAGAGACCGGCCCUGCUGGACCCAAGGGAGAGGCUGGAGCCCCCGGAGAGAACGGAACCCCCGGAGCUAUGGGACCUCGCGGUCUGCCUGGUGAGAGAGGCCGUGCUGGUGCUGCUGGAGCUGCUGGAGCUCGUGGUAACGAUGGUGCUGCUGGUGCUGCUGGACCUCCAGGCCCCACCGGCCCCGCUGGACCUCCUGGAUUCCCCGGUGGCCCCGGAGCCAAGGGUGAUGCCGGACCUCAGGGUGCUCGUGGAGGCGAGGGACCCUCUGGAGCCCGUGGUGAGCCCGGUAACCCCGGACCCGCUGGCCCUGCUGGACCCGCCGGAAACAACGGAGCUGAUGGAGCCGCUGGACCCAAGGGAGCCCCUGGUGCUUCUGGUGUUGCUGGAGCUCCCGGUUUCCCCGGACCUCGUGGCCCCCCCGGACCCCAGGGUGCUGCCGGAGCCCCCGGACCCAAGGGAAACACCGGUGAGGUUGGUUCCUCAGGACCCAAGGGAGAGCCUGGUGCUAAGGGAGAGGCUGGUGUUGCUGGAGUUCAGGGACCCCCCGGAUCCGCUGGUGAGGAGGGCAAGAGAGGAGCCAGAGGAGAGCCUGGUGCUGCAGGAGGCCGUGGAGCUCCCGGAGAGCGGGGUGCUCCUGGUGGUCGUGGUUUCCCUGGUGCUGAUGGCUCUGCUGGACCCAAGGGUGCCCCCGGUGAGCGCGGUGCCCCCGGUGUUGUUGGACCCAAGGGUGCCACUGGUGAGCCCGGCCGCAACGGUGAGCCCGGUAUGCCCGGAUCUAAGGGUAUGACUGGCAGCCCUGGCAGCCCUGGACCUGACGGCAAGCUGGGAGCUACUGGACCCGCUGGACAAGAUGGCCGCCCCGGACCCCCUGGCCCCGUCGGAGCCAGAGGCCAGCCUGGAGUCAUGGGAUUCCCCGGACCCAAGGGAGCCGCUGGUGAGGGUGGAAAGCCCGGCGAGAGAGGAGUGAUGGGACCCGUUGGUGCCACCGGCGCCCCCGGUAAGGACGGUGAUGUUGGUGCUCCUGGUGCCCCCGGACCCGCUGGUCCCUCUGGUGAGAGAGGCGAGCCCGGUGCUGCUGGACCUCCUGGGUUCCAGGGUCUCCCAGGACCUCAGGGUGCUGUUGGCGAGACUGGCAAGCCCGGAGAGCAGGGUCUGCCUGGUGAGGCUGGAGCUCCUGGACCCGCUGGAUCCAGAGGUGACAGAGGCUUCCCUGGAGAGCGUGGAGCCCCCGGCCCCAUCGGACCCGGCGGUGCCCGUGGUUCCCCCGGAGCAGCAGGAAACGACGGUGCUAAGGGAGACGCUGGAGCCCCCGGUGCCCCCGGAGCCCAGGGCCCCCCCGGACUGCAGGGAAUGCCCGGAGAGCGCGGCGCCGCCGGCCUGCCCGGACUCAGGGGAGACAGAGGUGACCAAGGAGCCAAGGGUGCUGAUGGAGCUGGUGGUAAGGACGGAGCUCGCGGUAUGACCGGCCCCAUCGGCCCCCCCGGACCCGCCGGAGCCCCCGGAGACAAGGGAGAGCCCGGAGCCGCCGGCCUCGUCGGCCCCGCUGGAGCCCGCGGAGCCCCUGGUGAGCGCGGUGAGGCUGGACCACCUGGACCUGCUGGAUUCGCUGGACCUCCUGGUGCUGAUGGCCAGCCUGGUGCUAAGGGAGAGGCUGGAGAUAACGGUGCUAAGGGAGACGCUGGACCCCCCGGAGCUGCUGGAGCUACUGGAGCCCCCGGACCUCAGGGUCCCGCUGGAAACACCGGAGCCAAGGGAGCCCGCGGCCCCGCCGGCCCUCCUGGUGCUACUGGCUUCCCUGGCGCUGCCGGCAGAGUCGGCCCUCCCGGCCCCUCUGGUAACCCUGGACCCCCCGGCCCCUCUGGACCAGCUGGUAAGGAGGGACAGAAAGGAAACCGUGGAGAGACCGGACCCGCCGGCCGCACCGGUGAGGUCGGACCCGCCGGACCCCCAGGAGCCCAGGGAGAGAAGGGUAGCCCCGGAGCCGAGGGCCCCAGUGGCGCCGCUGGUAUCCCAGGACCUCAGGGUAUUGCUGGAGCUCGUGGUAUUGUCGGUCUGCCCGGACAGAGAGGAGAGAGAGGUUUCCCCGGCCUGCCCGGACCUUCUGGAGAGGCUGGAAAGCAGGGACCCUCCGGCCCCGGAGGUGAGCGCGGACCCCCCGGACCCAUGGGACCCCCUGGACUGGCUGGAGCCCCCGGCGAGGCUGGACGUGAGGGAGCCCCCGGUAACGAGGGAGCUGCCGGCCGUGACGGAGCUGCUGGACCCAAAGGAGACCGUGGUGAGACUGGAAGUUCCGGAGCUCCCGGUGCCCCUGGACCCCCUGGCGCCCCCGGACCCGUCGGACCCGCUGGAAAGUCUGGUGACCGUGGAGAGACUGGAUCUGCUGGCCCCGCUGGCCCUGCUGGCAUUGCUGGACCUCGUGGCCCUGCUGGACCUGCUGGAGCUCGUGGAGACAAGGGAGAGACCGGAGAGGCUGGAGAGAGAGGCAUGAAGGGACACAGAGGAUUCACCGGCAUGCAGGGACCUCCUGGACCUUCUGGACCCUCUGGAGAGCAAGGACCCGCUGGUGCUUCUGGACCCGCUGGACCAAGAGGACCUGCUGGAGCUGCUGGUUCUGCUGGUAAGGAUGGUAUGAGCGGCCUGCCUGGACCCACCGGACCCCCCGGACCUCGUGGACGCUCUGGAGAGAUGGGACCUGCUGGACCUCCUGGACCUCCUGGACCCCCUGGUGCCCCAGGCGCCCCCGGCGGUGGAUUUGACCUUGGCUUCAUUGCCCAGCCACAGGAGAAGGCCCCCGAUCCCUUCCGCAUGUACCGCGCUGAUGACGCUAAUGUUCUGCGUGACCGUGACCUGGAGGUGGACAGCACCCUGAAGAGCCUGAGCCAGCAGAUUGAGCAGAUCCGCAGCCCCGACGGCACCCGCAAGAAUCCCGCCAGAACCUGCCGUGACCUGAAGAUGUGCCACCCUGACUGGAAGAGCGGUGAGUACUGGAUCGACCCCGACCAGGGCUGCACUCAGGACGCCAUCAAGGUCUACUGCAACAUGGAGACCGGAGAGACCUGCGUCAACCCCACUCAGAGCAUUGUUGCCAACAAGAGCUGGUACACCAGCAAGAACAUCAAGGAGAAGAAGCACGUCUGGUUCGGCGAGGCUAUGACCGGCGGCUUCCAGUUCGAGUAUGGCAGCGAGGGCUCUCUGCCUGAGGACGUCAACAUCCAGAUGACCUUCCUGCGUCUCAUGUCCACUGAGGCAACCCAGAACAUCACCUACAACUGCAAGAACAGCGUCGCCUACAUGGACGCCGCCGCCGGCAACCUCAAGAAGGCCCUGCUGCUCCAGGGCUCCAACGAGAUCGAGAUCAGAGCCGAGGGCAACAGCCGCUUCACCUACAGCGUCCUGGAGGAUGGAUGCUCGUCACACACCGGUACAUGGGGCAAGACAGUCAUUGACUUCAAGACAACGAAAACAUCUCGCCUGCCCAUCAUUGACAUCGCUCCUAUGGACGUUGGUGCUCCAGACCAAGAGUUUGGCCUUGAAAUUGGACCCGUCUGUUUCUUGUAAAAAGAGAAAUCUGGACUUGAAAUUGUUGUUGUGUGUGUAUGUGUGUUUUAUUUUUUUCUAGUCAUCUCUCUGUUACAAAAAAACCCCACCAAAUCGUUUUUCUAAUGCAAUUUUUUUCAAAAAAAUCCGACCCCUCGUUCCCGAGUCUACAAGUUUCCAUUCGGACAUUGCCUCCGAUGGUCCACUUUGCCUAAAGCCUGCACUUCAACAAGAUGGCGGCGAUGUGGCGGCGUCUGCAUCGUCGCGUUUGGGACCACUACUUUUUUUGUUUCUGACUCUUUUUUUGUUUGUUUUUGUUUUGUUUUUUUUUUUACCAUCACCAACACCAAGGAUCCUUUUAAAGAAGACAUUUUGUUUCACUGGCAACAAGAAAAUAAUAUAUGCUUGUGUAAAGUGUAAAAAUUCACCUCCCCUCUUCAACCAGCCAAACCAAGCCUCUCUGGAGUUUACAGACACCAACAGAAAACACAGGUGACUUUUGUGUUUUUUUACACCACUGCGGUGAGAGGAAUGAAAGGACAGUCCCACCAGACAGAAACCCCCAUUGCUUUGUACCACGUUUCAGGUGUUGAUGAAUAAACGGUCAAACUGA
Myripristis murdjan (pinecone soldierfish) is the source of this 5067-nucleotide messenger RNA. It is a transcript of the gene col1a1a, whose product is annotated as collagen, type I, alpha 1a. Gene Ontology annotation, cellular component: extracellular matrix. NCBI's taxonomy places the organism in Eukaryota, Metazoa, Chordata, Actinopteri, Holocentriformes, Holocentridae. The record is from RefSeq and is a predicted model, not a curated record. Gene Ontology annotation, molecular function: protein binding; extracellular matrix structural constituent.